ACCUCCACUCAGUCCCGCUCAGGCUUUUAUUUUGAAGGCGGUCGCUGCACCGGAAGUGGCCUCAUAUCCAGGUCUUUGUAUUCGCCGAGGUUCACGAUUCUUGUCCAAACGGGCUCCGGUACCGACCUGCACCGUGCGCUCCGAGUCUCAGUCCGGUUCGGUUUCCCGUCAGACCUUCGGGAUGUCGGUGUUGAGCGGCAAAGCCCUUCACGAGCAGCUGUCCAUCAUCAUGGGCGCGCUCACGAAGGCGGCGGUGGCGGAGAUCUGCGAGGUGGUGGACGAGGGCUACGCCGUCCUGCAGAUGGAGAUCAGCCGCAGCCACAAGGAGAACGACGACCUGCGGAAGAAGCUGCACCUCAUCGAGUCCAUAGUGGUCCGGGGCGGCGGCGGGGGCAAGCCGGCGGCGGCGGCGGAACCGGGGGUCGUGGAGAUCCAGGAACAGCCGGAGACGAAGCCGCCUCCGCCGCAACACCAGCAGCGGGACGACGACGGAGGAGACACCGCCACUGCCGGAGGAGACGGGGGAGAGGCGGUGGUGGUGCCGGAGGAGUUUCCAGACGUGGUCCUGAUUAAAGACGAAGACUCGGACAGUAACGACGUCUACGAGGACGAUAAGAAAACGGCAGCCGACGGCAGCAGUGGCGCGUCAACGCCCAUCGGCCGUCGGACCAAGAGACCAUGGUCCGGACCUGAAGACGCCCCGAGUCAGUCGGUGAAGUCGUCUCCGUCGGAGCCACUCGCCAUGAGGAGUCCCCCGUCAAGGCUGAGCGCCGGGACGCCCAAGAAGACACUGUCCUCGGUCUACGCCCUGGACUCGCCUCACAGCGAGCCGGUCUGCGCCGAGCUGGACAACGCCGAGUCCACCUGCUCCUACUCAUCUCAGAUGGACCCGGACCUCCAUGUGGUCCAUCAGGACUGCUCGCUGCUGUCCAACAGGCCGCCGCCCUACUUCAGCGGUGCCCUGAUGGAGUCCCAGUCCCCGUCCGGCAGGGCGGAGCUGGACCUGAGCCUGACCUGGACCAAACAGGCCAAAACCCAGACCCCGUUCACUCACUUCCACCAGAGCGAGAACAUGGACUCCGACGCCUUCGGCCUGAAGCUGGUCAGCGUGUCGGGCUCCACAUCGGCCGACUGCCAACUCUCCGAAAGCAGCAACUCGGCGUUCGAUUACGACGAGGCCGACGUGGUGAACUUCGGCCUCUACCGGGACCAGACAGGUCAGCUGUGCAACGGUCGGCCCGGAUCCGGGUCCAAGUCCAGGCGCUUCAUGUGCUCCAUUUGUAAAAAGACGUACGCCACGUCUCAGAACCUGGAAGUCCACAUGCGGAUCCACACGGGCGAGCGGCCGUUUAGCUGCGACCAGUGCGGGAAGAAGUUCACCCAGUCGGCGCACCUCAAGUCGCACCUGAGCGUCCACACCGGCGAGCGGCCGUACGCCUGCAGCAUCUGCUCCCGCAGCUUCAUCGUCCAGUACAGCCUCAAACUCCACAUGAAGAAAUGUCACCCCAACGUCUGAGCCCGGACGGCACCAAGGACGGAGGUGUGGAACCAAACACUGACCUGAGAACCACAGUCUGUGGGUUUAUCAGCAGGAGGCAGCCCUAUGUUCCCCACACCCUACACAGGCACCAGAGAACACGGAUACUGGGAAUAUAGGCACCGGGGAACAUGGGUACUGGGGAAUAUAGGCACCGGGGAACAUGGGUACUGGGGAACACGGGCACCAGGGAACAUGGGUACUGGGGAAUAUAGGCACCGGGGAACAUGGGUACUGGGGAACACGGGCACCAGGGAACAUGGGCACCAGGGAACAUGGGCACCAUGGGUACUGUGGAACAUAGGGAUGCUUCUUAUAAACUUCACUCACUGUCAUUAAAACUUUCUGAGAUGUUUAACCCAUAAAGACCCAGUCCUACUU
This is a messenger RNA of Sphaeramia orbicularis (orbiculate cardinalfish), 1918 nucleotides long. Its product is annotated as gastrula zinc finger protein XlCGF48.2-like. NCBI's taxonomy places the organism in Eukaryota, Metazoa, Chordata, Actinopteri, Kurtiformes, Apogonidae. Gene Ontology annotation, biological process: regulation of transcription by RNA polymerase II. The coding region runs from base 182 to 1516 and encodes 444 amino acids. Gene Ontology annotation, molecular function: RNA polymerase II cis-regulatory region sequence-specific DNA binding; DNA-binding transcription factor activity, RNA polymerase II-specific. The record is from RefSeq and is a predicted model, not a curated record. The transcript is spliced from 3 exons.